Prosopis cineraria is the source of this 2046-nucleotide messenger RNA. RefSeq names its product putative L-ascorbate peroxidase 6. Bases 77 to 1060 code for a protein of 327 amino acids. The transcript is spliced from 10 exons. The record is from RefSeq and is a predicted model, not a curated record. Gene Ontology annotation, biological process: cellular response to oxidative stress; response to reactive oxygen species; hydrogen peroxide catabolic process. Gene Ontology annotation, molecular function: peroxidase activity; heme binding. Lineage: Eukaryota; Viridiplantae; Streptophyta; Magnoliopsida; Fabales; Fabaceae.
GGAUUAGCGAAUAAAAGCACGCAGAGAAGCUAAAGCGUUCCGGGGGGCAAUUCAUUCUCUACCGUCCAUUGUUGAUAUGACUUCAGUUCUCUCCAUCUCUAGUUAUACUCUGCUUGGCUCUACCGUUACUUCUUCAUUCUCCCAAAUCAAAUUUCCCGCCAAAUCACGACGGCCGUCUUCGUCGACGCCCAAAGUGCGUUCACAUGAGGCUGACGAGUUCGCUGCAGGUCAUACUGCCUUAUCUGCUUCAACUAGCGGGAGGAGAGGGCUACUAUUUAUAGCCACGCUUCCAUGUCUUCUUCCUUCAAUUCAAAUCAUGGAUUGUCAUGGAGCAAACGCGAUCGAGUCAGGCACAAAAGAAUAUCUGCUCAUAAAAGAAGAGGUCCGCAAGGUAUUGUCGAAGGGAAAGGCAGCGGGUGUGCUUCGUCUGGUUUUCCAUGACGCUGGGACCUUUGAAAUGGAUGAUAAUACAGGUGGCAUGAAUGGUUCUAUAGUCUAUGAACUUGAUCGACCUGAAAAUUCUGGACUAAAAAAAUCUUUAAAGGUUCUUCAGAAAGCAAAGAAUCAAACAGAUGCUAUAAAACCAGUAUCCUGGGCAGACAUGAUUGCUGUGGCUGGAGCUGAAGCAGUUGCUGUAUGUGGAGGACCAAAGAUCCAAGUUUCAGUUGGCAGGCUAGAUUCAUUGGAGCCUGAUCCAGAAGGGAAACUCCCUGAAGAAUCUCUUGAUGCUUUUGGUUUGAAGAAAUGCUUCCUGAGGAAAGGCUUCUCAACACAAGAACUCGUAGCAUUGUCUGGAGCCCACACGCUUGGAAGUAAAGGUUUUGGAAGCCCAACUUCUUUUGACAAUUCAUAUUACAAGGUUCUUCUGGAGAAACCAUGGGUGUCUUCAGGUGGUAUGUCAAGUAUGACUGGCCUUCCUUCAGAUCACGCGCUUGUUGAGGAUGAUGAAUGUUUAAGGUGGAUUAAAAAAUACGCGCUCAAUGAGAAUAUGUUCUUUGAAGAUUUCAAGAAUGCGUAUGUCAAGCUGGUGAAUUCUGGUGUGAGGUGGAAAAGAUUGUAGAUUCAGGGAAUGGGCGUUCCACGGAAACUGUUACACUUGAUUUGGAGCGGUGAUUGUACACAACGGCCAUAAUGAUUUGGGUGCUGUACUGAUAUGUUUUGAAGUGGCGUGAAUCGCUGAAGAUCUUGAGUUCAGGGACCACAGUCUUCUUUUCCCCCACACCUAAACUCGACGGCUCAAUGCAUCCCGUCAUCCCCUAAUGGGUCUCCAUAAUUUUGUUCUCUCACUAUGGAUUUCAAACAACGAAAGAAACCAAAAAUUCAAUUCUUAACAGAAGCAUUUUCUCAUCACAUCGCUUUCGUUUUCAAAAGGUAUGUCAGGUGCGCAUCAGCUUUCCCAUCCACUAAUGAAAGCACCUUCUUCUUGGGGUUGAUGCUCUUUUUUUUCACGCUAGUUAAAUGCCAUAAAGUUUGGUGCUUAUUUGGAAGAACCCCCAUUUUUAAUUAAAGGAAAACCACCGUUUCUACUGGUAUGCCACAUAAUUUGUCAUUCAUACACUUGUUUAGAGUUGGAUGUGCUUCGGAAACUUCUGGCAGAUGUCUCAAUUUGUGGGGUUCAUCUUUUGGUAGAUUCAACGACCGAGGCUCCAAAACAUGUCAAGAAUCAAAAUCGUACCACUGCGGCACUGCCAAGUGCCAACGCUUUGUUUAGAUUAUUUUAUCACUGUGGUGAAGUUCGACUGUGGAAGAAACAUAGAUCGACAAGGUAACAAAUUGCAAUAAAUGACAUCGCGAUUUUAUUAAUAGAUGUGGGAAGUUGCCGGCUUGUCGCAAUGGAGUGAAUUAUUUGGACUCGAGAUACCCCACUUCUCGGUGAAUAGUACUUCAAACGGGCAUUUUAUAGCUUCAAAACAGUUGUUUAAUUGCUUCUUUGUCCACUUUUAUAAUGUGACAGUGAUCGUACUAGUAAUUAUCAUGGGACAUGAACCUUGUAAAUGUGGUUGUGUAGCAAUUCCAUAUACAAUGAUUCAUGAUUGAGGCCAUAAA